Molecule: messenger RNA, 5529 nt
Organism: Bufo gargarizans (Asiatic toad)
Lineage: Eukaryota; Metazoa; Chordata; Amphibia; Anura; Bufonidae
Gene: ADGRB2
Product: adhesion G protein-coupled receptor B2
Exons: 30
Coding region: 546-4883 (1445 amino acids)
Biological process (GO): cell surface receptor signaling pathway; negative regulation of angiogenesis; peripheral nervous system development
Cellular component (GO): plasma membrane
Molecular function (GO): G protein-coupled receptor activity
Source: RefSeq, a predicted model, not a curated record
CUGUACCCAACCUCCAUCACCUGGCACCUAGUAUACUGUGGAGGAGAGGCUGAACUGGGGGCACAGGAACUGGAAGACCCCAGAGAUGGAAGUGAGUGAAGGCUGGAGCUGAGCGCGGAGUUAAGGAGGAGGCACUGAGAGGAGUGCGGGGGGCAGCAGAGAGAGGAGGAGGAGGGCUGCACCGCCGAGAGAUGGAGGAGACGAUCCACACAUGGAAUGCUCCAUCAUGCACUAGCCUCCUGCGGUAGACAGGGAGCCGUCCGCCUCCUCACAGCCGGCGGGUCCUGACAGCACGAGGACUAAACUUAUCCGGGGAGAUGUGACAGCAGAGCACGGGCAGACACCCCGGGUCAUGGGACAUCCCAGGCGGCAGGACAAAGCCUCCCCCUCUAGAAAGUACUGCUAACAGCGACCAGAUAGCAGCCUGCUGCACCAGUCUACUCUCUGAAAAUGGCAGUGAUCAAAUGGAUUAAAACCGAAGGCAUCUGUCACAUAUUCGGAUUCAAUCAAUUUUAAAAAAGCAACCCAAAGGCCCAUGUCAUAGGAUGAACACUGCUUGUCCCCUCUUACUAUCUGUGAUAUCGUCUCUUGUCUUGUGCUCUUGGGGUUCUCACCCCACACCGAGCACAUGCUCGGCUUUGGCCUCUGGAGUUCUCUACGGAGCAUUCUCUCUUAAGGACCUGUUUCCUGUUUUCUCACCUGGCUGCUCCUGGACCCUGGAGAACCCAGACCCAACAAAAUACACAUUGUACCUGAAGUUCACACACGAGGAGCAAGUGUGCUCUCAUUUAUCCCCCAUGGUGCAGCCAUUGGAUCAUUAUCUCCCCAACCACACUUGCAACCGUCCUGAGGAAGGAGCAGAACAAGCUCGUGAACUUUGCCACUCUGGAUCACCUUUUACUUUCUCUCACUUUGACAAAAACUUCCUUCGGAUUUGCUUGUCUGAGCAACCCCUUUCCAUUCAGCUACUGCCUGACUCAAUCCUGAGUUUCCGCUUUGUGGAGGUUCUCUUGGUCAACCAUGAUAACUCUAGCCUCUUUGCCUGUGGUGUACUGUGCCGAUGGUUCGAGGAGUGCUUGCGAGCUCAUGACUGGGGUGUACGUUGUGGAUUAACACAGACUGGCUGCACCUGCCCUGAAACUGCAGCCCGGGGGCGGAAUGACACAGUCUCCAAUUCCAUUGUUCCUGCAGGACAUAACAGUGACUGCUGCGUUACACAACUACUCCCAGGAAGCAACAAUGAGGCAUAUCCCCGCCCAGUACCUUAUGGUGAAGAUGAACAGGAAGAGAAUCAGAAGGUCAAAACCCAGAGGCCACGAUCUGCAGAUGAGCCUGCUGUAUACAUGGCACAGACAGGUGAUCCUGCUGCUGAAGGAUGGUCACAGUGGGGAGUUUGCUCAACGACAUGUGGUCUAGGCACUCAAGUACGCACCCGCUCCUGUGUGUCAUCUCCAUAUGGAACGUUGUGCAGUGGUCCACUGAGGGAGACACGGAAUUGCAACAACACAGCUACUUGCCCUGUGGAAGGGAUAUGGCUGGACUGGGGCCCGUGGGAAAGAUGCUCUGUAACAUGUUCAAACGGAACCCAACAAAGGAAAAGAGAGUGCAGCAACACAAGCCAAGCAGGCGGAGAGUGCAGGGGGCAGCAAACAGACACCAGGGAGUGCAGUAAUCCCAAUUGUCCAGGGGAUGGAAAAUGGGGCCCGUGGAAUCAUUGGAGCUUGUGCUCCAAAACAUGUGACAGUGGCUGGCAGCGACGCUACCGGAUGUGUCAGGGAACAGGAUUACAAGGAUAUCCAUGCGAGGGCUCCGGGGACGAGGUCAGGACGUGCAGUGAAAAGAAAUGCCCAGCAUUACACGAAAUGUGUAAAGAUGAGUAUGUCUCAUCUAUGACCUGGAAGAAAACAGCUGCAGGCGAAAUUGUGUACAACAAGUGUCCUCCAAAUGCCACAGGAUCAGCAAGUCGUCGCUGUCUGCUCAGUCCCCAGGGUGUUGCCUACUGGAGUUCUCCGAGUUUUGCCCGUUGCGUUUCCCAUGACUACAGAUAUCUUCAUCUUGCACUUCGUGAACAUUUGGCAAAAGGUCAGCGCUUAUUGGCAGGGCAAGGGAUGACACUGGUUGUACGGAGCAUGCUGGAGUUGGUGUCAACCAAGAAUUACUACAGUGGAGAUCUUCUUUUCUGUGUUGAGAUCUUGCGCAAUGUAACUGAUACUUAUAAAAGAGCAACCUAUAUACCAUCCUUUGAAGACAUUCAGAAGUUUUUCCAAGCCGUCAGCCACAUACUGGAUGCAGAUAAUAGAGAGAAGUGGGAGGACGCUCAGCAGGUGGCCCCAGGCUCUGUUCUCCUCAUGAAGGUGCUUGAAGAUUACAUCCACCUGGUUGGAGAUGCGCUAAAACCUUUCCAGAGUUCCAUCAUUGUCACAGAGAAUCUGGUUAUUAGUAUCCAGAGGGAACCUGUCUCAGCUGUUUCCAGUGAUAUAAACUUCCCCAUGAAGGGUCGCCGUGGGAUGAACGACUGGGCUAGAAACUCUGAAGAUAAACUUUUUAUUCCCAAAGAAGUUCUCACUCUGCCCCAAGCAGAGACAGAGGACUCCGCAUAUUUUGUGAUUGGUGCGGUGCUUUACCGCACUCUGGGGCUCAUCUUACCUCCUCCGAGUAAUUCACUAGCUGUCAGUUCAAAGGUUCUGACUGUCACUGUCCGUCCUCUCACCAAACCUGUAGAGCAGCUAGCGGUGGUGGAAUUAUCACACAUAAUCAAUGGCACAUCAAGUCCCCAGUGUGCUGUCUGGGAUUAUUCUAAAAGUGAUGCAUCUAGUGGGAGCUGGGACACUGAAAGCUGCCAGACCCUACCAACCCACCCAUCCCACACCAAAUGCCUUUGCAACCAGCUCUCCACCUUUGCAGUGUUGGCACAGCUUCCCAAGGAGUUGGUAAUGGAUGUCUCUGGUUCUCCAUCGGUCCCCUUGAUGAUCGGCUGUGCUGUGUCCUGCAUGGCUUUGCUCAUUCUUCUUGCUGUUUAUGCUGCAUUUUGGAGAUUCAUUCGUUCUGAGCGCUCAAUCAUCCUACUCAAUUUUUGUUUGUCCAUUCUUGCUUCUAACGUUCUGAUUCUGGUGGGACAAUCACAAGCUCUCAGUAAAGCUGUCUGUGCUUUGAUCGCUGCUUUCUUGCACUUUUUCUUUCUUUCCUCUUUUUGUUGGGUGCUAACCGAAGCCUGGCAAUCCUACCUGGCUGUCAUUGGGCAAAUGAGGACACGAUUGGUCCGUAAACGCUUUCUGUGCCUGGGGUGGGGGUUACCAGCUCUUGUGGUUGCAGUUUCUGUUGGCUUUACUAGAACAAAAGGAUAUGGGACCCCCCAUUAUUGCUGGCUGUCUCUGGAAGGGGGGCUACUCUAUGCCUUUGUGGGACCAGCAGCAGUCAUAGUUCUGGUGAACAUGCUGAUUGGCAUCAUUGUCUUCAACAAGCUAAUGUCUCGGGAUGGUAUAUCGGACAAAUCCAAAAAGCAGAGGGCAGGGGCAUCUCUCUGGAGCUCCUGCGUGGUCCUUCCUCUGCUUGCUCUCACGUGGAUGUCUGCAGUUUUGGCAAUGACUGACCGUCGAUCUAUCCUCUUUCAAGUCCUCUUUGCAGUAUUCAAUUCUGUUCAGGGCUGUGUGAUCAUUACUGUACACUGCUUCCUGCGCCGCGAGGUUCAAGAAGUGGUGAAAUGUCAAAUGGGUGGGUGCCGUAGUGACGAAAAUGAAGAUUCUCCAAACUCCUGCAAAAAUGGUCAACUCCAGAUCAUGACAGAUUUUGAAAAGGAUGUGGACUUGGCUUGCCAGUCUGAUGAGAAAGGAUCGUGGUACACAGCACACGGAGAAACUGUUCUUUUUAAGGAACUAAACACGUGCCACCCUUCUAGUGUGACUGGAGCUCUAUCCAGAAUAUCUUUAGAUGAUGAGGAUGACUUAAAGCUGCACAAAGGUGGUGAUGGCAUCAGCUUCUCGCACCUUCCUGGAAACCUUUCCUCUCCAGGAGGCAUUCUCUUGCAGGUUCCCAAAAUGACCCACAACCAAGUGAAUGAGCUUAAUGAAUCUCUUCCAAAAAAAGAGAUUAAUUUGGAGCGUGGCCCCCUAUAUUUGUGUCCAGAGGGAAAUUUGUGGCCUUUAGACUUUGGGGAUGCUCCUCAGGAACCAUCACUGGAAAGUGAGUAUAUGGUUCUCCCCAGACGGACUUUGAGUCUGAAACCUUUUAAUCGGGACCAAGGAAAACUCAACAUGAAGCUUUCUGAACUGGGAAAAGGGCGCCAGCAAGGCGACACGGAUAGUUUCCCUAAUUUCCUGUCAGUGGACCACAUUAACAUCAACCUCACCCCACCCUAUGUUCCAGCACAUCAUCAGUAUGGAUUACCGUUUAAACAACCACCCUCUGUCCGGCAGAUUCUGGCAUCAGAGAUGAAUGAAAGGAGUCGUACAAUGCCCCGCACGGUGCCUGGUGCAUCUCUGAGUGCUGGGUCUCUUGAGAAACCACAUCAACCUGUCCCUGUGUUUCUCCCUCAGCGGAAGAGAUUGAGAUACUCAGAUAUGGAUUUUGAGAAAGUGAUGCACACAAGAAAGAGACAUUCAGAGCUUUAUCAUGAAUUGAACCGCAAGUUCCACACACUGGAAAGGUACCGGGAUGCCAGUGCAAAGAGAGAUAAACGUUGGAGUAUAUCCUCAGGAGGAGCAAUGGAAAGAACCUCAGCCAGCGAGAAGACAAGUCCAGCUGGUCCUCAUCAAAAGGUUUGGGACAGCUACAGAGUACGUUCUUCUCAGAUCCAUGACCGCCUGGGCCUACAUUGUGUGGAUUGGGAUCAGCCUCCACAUGUAUCUAUGGAUAUGUCAGAUGGGGAUUAUCAGACUGAAGUAUAAGGCAAUCUCCCCUUUUAUCUAUUAAUUUUAUUAACCUCUUGGACUCCAUCUGAUUAUCCUGACACACCAGGGAACCAGUAAUAUGGUGUGUUUGGUCUAAGCCCAUAGAGGAUUACACUUGGCUAAUGGAGUACUCACUGGAAAUGUACUUGAAUAUAUGCCAAAUGAGACAAGUCAGCAGUAAUUGAUGGUCAAUAUAUGGACUGAGCAACUCUCUGGAGAUGCAUCAAUCUGAUUUCAAGAAUAUUCAUCCAGGAUCACUUUUUCACUUUAAUGUAAGGAGGUCCAAGACAGCAAGAAGCUGUUUUUUCUCUUUAUAAACACACAUGUUGUUCUGUCACUCAACUUUGUCUGUCCUGCUUCCUGGACAUUGCUUGUCGAGUGACCAUUUUCUUCCAGUUUUAUUGCCUCCCCCCUCUCCCCUGCCUUUCGCCAUAUUCAGGCAGGGAUGAUGGGCAUUACCUUGCUUGAUGGACAUCUAAAAAGGUCAGUCAAACUGGACUGCACUGGCCUAUCUUACUCCUUGCUGAGAUUUCUGAAGUACAGGUCAGUGAGAAAGGGGGUCAGGUGGUGCUGGGUUUUAAAAAUGCCUAGAAUUUGUUUAAAAAGGAGAAAAAAAAAUAAAAAAAAAUCUUUUGAAACGUGA